CGCUGUACGGAAGCCGGCGGUGGCGGGGCUUCAGCACCUCGGCUGCCCUGAGCCGCCGCAGAGCCCCGCUGGGGCCGAUGCCCAACGCGGACAUCGACGUGAGCAACCUGGAGCGGCUGGAAAAGUACCGGAGCUUCGACCGCUACCGGCGCCGGGCGGAGCAGGAGGCGCGGGCCCCACACUGGUGGCGAACCUACCGGGAGCAUUUCGGGGAGGAGACAGAUCCCAAAAACAAGAUUGACAUUGGGCUGCCUCCACCCAAGAUCUGCCGGACACAACAGCUACUGGAACGAAAACAGUUCCUCCGGGAGCUGCGGGCCAAUGUGGAAGAGGAGCGGGCUGCCCGCCUCCGCACAGCCAGCAUCCCGCUGGAGGCCGUGCGGGCCGAGUGGGAGAACACCUGUGGCCCCUACCACAAGCAGCGUCUGGCUGAGUACUACGGCCUCUACCGAGACCUGUUCCACGGGGCCACCUUUGUGCCCCGGGUCCCCCUGCAUGUGGCCUACGCUGUGGGUGAGGAGGACCUGAUGCCCGUGUACCAUGGCAAUGAGGUGACUCCGACAGAGGCUGCCCAGGCCCCAGAGGUGACUUAUGAGGCAGAUGAGGGCUCCCUGUGGACCCUGCUGCUCACCAACUUGGAUGGACACUUGCUGGAGCCAGAUGCCGAGUACAUCCACUGGCUGGUAACCAACAUCCCAGGCAACAGAGUGGCUGAAGGACAGGAGACGUGUCCCUACCUACCCCCCUUCCCCGCCCGAGGCUCCGGCUUCCACCGCUUUGCCUUCCUGCUCUUCAAGCAGGACAAGCCAGUUGACUUCUCCGAGGAUGCCCGCCCCUCACCCUGCUACCAGCUGGCCCAGCGAACCUUCCACACUUUUGAUUUCUACAAGAAACACCAAGAAGCCAUGACUCCAGCUGGCCUGGCCUUCUUCCAGUGCCGCUGGGAUGAGUCGGUCACCCAUAUCUUUCACCAGCUUCUGGACAUGCGGGAGCCCGUGUUUGAGUUUGUGCGGCCGCCCCCUUACCACCCCAAGCAGAAGCGCUUCCCGCACCGGCAGCCCCUGCGCUACCUGGACCGGUACAGGGACAGUCAUGAGCCCACCUAUGGCAUCUACUGAGGGGCCAGAGUGCACCCACCUCGGAGGAACAGUAAAGACGGCUCCAGAGGGCCAAGCUGGGGUUUCUGGGCCCCACCCGAAGCAGCCCCUCAUUGGACCCCUCCCAUCCAGCGCAGGGCUUGGAGUGAAGGGGACUUUCCAGUGACAGGGGUGGGGGAUGUGAAUAAAGAUGACUUUGGCUGUA
Molecule: messenger RNA, 1302 nt
Organism: Galeopterus variegatus (Sunda flying lemur)
Lineage: Eukaryota; Metazoa; Chordata; Mammalia; Dermoptera; Cynocephalidae
Gene: MRPL38
Product: mitochondrial ribosomal protein L38
Exons: 9
Coding region: 78-1118 (346 amino acids)
Cellular component (GO): mitochondrial large ribosomal subunit
Source: RefSeq, a predicted model, not a curated record